Ascoidea rubescens DSM 1968 is the source of this 3479-nucleotide messenger RNA. RefSeq lists its product as uncharacterized. Bases 48 to 3464 code for a protein of 1138 amino acids. NCBI's taxonomy places the organism in Eukaryota, Fungi, Ascomycota, Saccharomycetes, Ascoideales, Ascoideaceae. The transcript has 2 exons. The record is from RefSeq and is a predicted model, not a curated record.
CUGAUAUCCAGCACUUCGAACACUGACACCAGACACAGACAGCAGAUAUGGACAGAGACCAUCCUAAGAUCCCUCAAAGACCCACAAAGUCCAAGAAACCCUCAAUUCCCUCUAGGCGACCAUCGAGGAAUGCUUCGUUUCCAACCAGCAGCUCCAGUGAGCCAAUUACCUCGAGGAAAGUUGACUUUUCGUUGGGCUCGUCUAUACCCAUCAUACCGAGCAGACCAGAGAGACCUGAUAUACCAGAGAGACCAGAGAGACAAGGCAGACUGCCAGCUUCCACCUCCUCGAACUCGUCCAACUUUUCCAACGCCUCCAGCAUUUCAGAGCUUGUGGACCCAACUGACCUCCAAUUGCCCCCAACGUUGAACAGCACCUUGAUUAGACAAGAUGAAAUUCCAAGAUUGGGUUCUCCUCAGACUGCUAUUCCAGUCAACGAAUUAGAUCAACAAAGUAGCAUGAGAAAGUCUGGUAUUAGAACUUUUAGUAGUGUUUACAACGAGGCUCAAAAUAGAAAAAAAUUUAGAAACGUUGUUGAAAACGAUAAUGAUAACGAUAACGAUACUGAUAACGAUAGUUUUGCUUUUAAUCUACCCAGAAAGAUUCAUACCGAUUCAAGUAUUAAUUACUACAAUAAUAAAAAUUCUUCAAAUUUGUCGAUUAAUAUCCAUCCAGCUGAUUCUGAGUUGGUUGAAGAAGAUGAAAUUGUUUACAAAAAAGUCGUCCAAAAUGAGAAUAAAGUUACUAAUAGCACCAACAUCUUAAAUGGGAUGAAUAAAAGCGAUAAUGAAGAAAUUGAUACCGAUAAUAAAGAAAAAGAGUUGCAGAAUAUGCAUAAAAUCAAAAGAGUCGCUACACCAUUCACUCUUCACAACAACCUAUCCGCAAAUUCAUUCACUUCUAAAUUUAAAACCCCAGAGAUUUCCCAUAAUAAAACUAAAAAUGUUCAAAAUUUGCAAAUAAACCACAACUCGUAUAAUUCAAAUGAUUUAAUUACUCCAAUAACAUCAAGAAUUAAAGAAAUCAAGCUUCAUGAUAUUGAUAGUGAUAAAGAUAACGAUGAUGAUGAUAAUGAUAAUGAUAAAGAUAACGAUGAUAAAGAUAAUGAUAAUGAUGAUAUUUUAAAUCAAAAAAGAUAUGAUGAUAAUAGCAAAUCCCCUUCAAAAUCUUCUUCAUUGUCAUUGUAUCCGGAACCUCCACGACUCGAUAUUCGAAAAAAUCGGUCAAUUGAUUCUCCAAUUAAGGACUAUACAAGUGUUACUCCAUUUUUAACUGAUAAAUUCAAAGUUGAAACACCAAUUAUCAGUUCUCCUAAAAAUUUACUAAAUCCAAAAAAUUUGAACUCGUCAAAUUUUAUUGAUCAGUUGAAUUAUAAUCUAGACAAACAAAGAGACAUUUUAACUGACCAAGACGAAGAUGAAGAUGAAGAUGAAGAUGAACAUAAAGAUAAAGAUAAAGAUGAACAUAAUGCUAUUGUUAAGUACGAUAUUAAUACUGAUAAUAACAACGAUAAAGAAAUUCAUAAAGUAUACAGCGGUGAGAAGAAAGAACCUGUAUUAUUAAUUCCCAAAAGACCUAGAAAAGCAGUAAAUAAUAAUAAUAAUAAUAAUAAUAAUAAUAAUAAUAAUAAUAGUAGUAGUAGUCUUGAAAAUACUGGUUCAGUAGAAAACUUGGAAGAAUCUUUAACCAGUGAUAUCUUAUCUAGUAGCAACGAUAGCUUUAGUAAAUCCACUGAUACAGACACGAGAACAGGCAUGAGUAUAGGUGAUAAUACAGGGAAUAUAUUAUCGAGUGCAAAUUCAAACGAUUUAGCUUCAAUUAAAUCAGCAGAUAGUUUUGAUAAUCAUAAUCAUAAUAAUAAUCAUAUUAACAAUGAUAAUAAAGAGAUCUAUCAAAAUGACAAUAAAAAUGAUAUAAAAGAUAUAUCCAAGUCUAGUGUAUCCAAUGCAAAUAUUUUAAAUACUCUAAUUAGACCAAUUAGGCCACAAAGUAGACCUACCAAAUUUAGCCAAGUAGAAACAAAAGACAAAUUAAGGAAACUAGAUACACAAAGUGUUCCCAUUAGACCAGCAAGACCAACAAGACCAAAUAAGUUAAUUAAUAUUGAUACUAAGGAUAAUAAUAAUAACGAUGACAAUAAAAUUCAGGAGGAAGCACUAAGAUCUCCAUUAGUAACAGUGAAAAAGCCCUCGUCAAAGAUAGCGAAAUUUCAACAGAUGAUUAAUGAGCAACAGGAAAAAUUCAAAGGGUUAAAUAAACCUAACCCCCCACCAAGGCCAUUAAUUAAAAGAAGGUCGAAUAAGAGUGAAGAUAGAUUAAGUAAUGAAAAUAGUAAUGGUAAUAUUGAGAAUAUAGAAAGUAAAGAAGGUAAAGAAGAUAAUAUUGGCGAUGGUAAGACACAUGGAAAAAAUGUGAUUAAAAAGGAUAAUGAAUUUACAAAGAACCUUAAUAAUAUGAUUGGUAUGGCGUUGCCAGGAAUGGGAUUGCCAGGAAUGGCGUUACCUGGAAUGGCGGUUCCUGGGAUGGUUCCUUCUGCUUUGGAUAAGAAUAAUAAGACAAAAGAAGAGGAGAAUAGUUUAAAUAAUCGCAAUAAAAAUAACAAGAAAGAAAAAGGUGAAAAUAAAGUCGAAAAACCGCUAAAGGAUGUCAGAAAGGGAAGAGCUAGAGGACCUAGAGGAAGAAGGUUACCUGCUGAAGCUAAGAAAACUAUUGAAGUUAAAGAGAAAAGCAGGUAUAACAUUUUUUUUAGCAAUAUGUGGGAGAUUUCAUUUGGGAAUGAUGAAAUAGAUAGUGGUGAUAAAAAACCCAGUAAUGUUGAGAGUAUCACAGAAAAAAAGAGCACAAAAGGUGUAAAAGAAAUUGAAGAAAUUGAAAAAGAUGGAAAAGAUGAAAAAGUUAUAGAUCAGACUAAAACAGUUGAUCAAGAACAAUUUAAAAAUAUUGGGGCUAAAGAAGAAGAAUAUACAAAUGUUGAGGAAAUUAAAACAGAAAAAAACAAAAAUAAUGAAAAUAGAGAAGUUAAGGAUGUAAUUAAAAAUAAACUAGAUCUCAAUAAAGAAAAUAUAGAUGGGUUUGAUGUUGAAACUGAGACUGAGAGCAGAACUAUGGUGCCCGGAAAUGGGAACGAGGUGUUUAAUGAUGACAAAGAAGAGAAAGCUGUUGACAGAGGAAUCAAGGCAAUUGAUGUCGACGAGAGGAAAGGAGAAGAAGAGGUAAGAAAGCACGGAAAUAAAGAAAGAGCAAGAUCAGAUUCAAAUGCCAGUUUGUUGUCGGUUGAGGUCCUUCCCAUCAAGUUUGAGAACGAGGACAGUCCCUGGAUUCCUCCAGCAGACUGGAACGACGAGGAGGUGGUCAAGGUGAAAGAGACGAUUAUCCUCAGCGACAACGAGAUGGACGACGCCAAAGAGGCAAAGGAAUCAAAUAACCACACCUGCAGAAGCACAGAGCUCAUCGAGCUCGACUAGUUGUACGUAGCCCAC